ACGCUCCAUACUUACACGUCAGGCUAAACCCUCUUCAGAGGCUCUCUCCCACCCGGCCGCCGCCGCCGCCCGCCGCCAUGGACGCCGGCGACCCCUCCACCUCGCUUGCCCUCACUGCGGCCGAAGCAUCUCCGCAGAGCCCCACCAAGAGGAACAAGAAGCCGGCCAAUCCGCCCAAGCGCUUCGUCCACACCCCGAUCCCGCCCUCCAUCCUCUCCGACCCCACCCUCACUGCCGCUGCCACCUCCCUCCUGCCCGCCAACUACAACUUCGAACUCCCCAAGACGGCACACCGCAUCCGCUCCGCAGGCGCCCGCCGCGUCGCGCUACAGCUCCCCGAGGGCCUGCUCCUCUUCUCGCUCCCGCUGUCGCACCUCCUCGCACCCUACCUCGAGCCCGACCCCGCCAACGAUGUCCUCGUCCUAGCGGACGCCACCUACGGAGCAUGCUGCCUCGCGGACCGCCCCGCAAAGGCGCUCGCCGCCGACGUCCUCGUCCACUACGGCCACUCCUGCCUCGUCCCCGUCACGUCCUCCCUCCUCCCAGUGCUCUACGUCUUCGUCGAGAUCCACGUCGAUGCCACCCGCCUCGCGGCCGCCGUCCGCAACGCCUUCCCGGACCCCGCCGCCGCGCCCCGCCUGGCCAUCGCUGGGACCGUGCAGUUCAUCUCAGCAGUGCACGCCGCGCGCGAGAUGCUCACAAAAGAGGGGUACCGCGACAUCGUGGUGCCACAGGCGAAACCGUUGUCCGCCGGCGAGAUUCUGGGGUGCACCGCCCCGACGUUGAAGAAAUCAGAGGAGGUGGGGGCGGUGGUGUUUGUUGCCGACGGGAGGUUCCACCUCGAGGCGUUUAUGAUCGCCAAUCCCGCGGUGAAGGCCUACCGUUUUGACCCAUUUCUUGGGGUUCUUGUGCUAGAGGAGUAUGAUCAUGUUGGCAUGAAGCAGGCAAGGAAAGCGGCGGUUCUGGCGGCAAGGAAGGCCAAGAGCUGGGGAGUAAUACUCGGCACCCUUGGGAGGCAGGGGAGUGUGAAGGUUCUUGACAGAGUGGUGGAGCAUUUGGAGGAGAAAGGACUGGAGCACACAGUAGUGCUCAUGUCGGAGCUGUCCCCGGCGAGGAUGGAGCUGUUUGGGGAUUCAGUUGAUGCUUGGGUUCAAAUUGCUUGCCCUCGCUUGUCCAUCGAUUGGGGGGAGGGUUUCAAGAAGCCAGUGCUGACGACCUUUGAGUUCGAUGUCGCGCUGGGUUACGUCCCUGGGUGGUGGGAGAAGGGCACUAGUGAAUGUGGUGGCAAACGUGGUAGUGGGUGUUGUUCAGGAUCAGGAAGCUGUGGAGAUUGUGAUUGUAGUAGUGGUGAUUGUUCUAGUGGGAAUUUUGGAGGCUACUACCCGAUGGAUUAUUAUUCUCAAGAUGGAGGUGAUUGGAAUAGCUGCUACAUGAAGAAGAAGCCAUCUGUUGGUGAGAGGAAGCCACGAGUUCGGAUUGGCAACGGAUUUGAAGUCACGGAGAAGCGAUGAAUUCGAGCACUGUUGCAAGGCAGUGAGGUGGAUAGAGAUAUCGACAACAGCUUCACUUCGUUCAGAAAUUUUGGCACCAGAAUUCAGUGUUGUUGUACACCCAAUGCUGUCGCUAGUGGCUAGUUACCAGGCUGGAGAAACUUACCGGUGCCUUAUGAGAGUGUUUUUUUUUAAAAAAAAAUCAGAUUAUCAUCCACUUUAUCAGAAACGCCAAUACGGAAUCUUGAGAUACUGACCAGUAUAUUGUACUCCACCCUUCACUAUAUGCGUAUGCUGUAAUUGUGUAUUGUUGUGCAAUCCUUCAUGGUAAA
Panicum hallii is the source of this 1822-nucleotide messenger RNA. RefSeq names its product 2-(3-amino-3-carboxypropyl)histidine synthase subunit 1. Gene Ontology annotation, molecular function: 2-(3-amino-3-carboxypropyl)histidine synthase activity. Gene Ontology annotation, biological process: protein histidyl modification to diphthamide. The record is from RefSeq and is a predicted model, not a curated record. The transcript is spliced from 2 exons. NCBI's taxonomy places the organism in Eukaryota, Viridiplantae, Streptophyta, Magnoliopsida, Poales, Poaceae. Bases 78 to 1511 code for a protein of 477 amino acids.